Messenger RNA from Solenopsis invicta (red fire ant), 1517 nucleotides. Its product is annotated as farnesol dehydrogenase. NCBI's taxonomy places the organism in Eukaryota, Metazoa, Arthropoda, Insecta, Hymenoptera, Formicidae. Bases 464 to 1201 code for a protein of 245 amino acids. Gene Ontology annotation, molecular function: oxidoreductase activity. The record is from RefSeq and is a predicted model, not a curated record. The transcript has 5 exons.
UUGACGAAUGUUCUUUGUUGGCCUCGAGAUGCGCUUAAAACGAUGGCCGGAGGCAAUUGUAUUUCACAAUAAUUAUCUUUGAUUGAAAUAUAAUUGGCAAUUAUAAUUUAUAACUAAAAUUUCUGUAAUCAUAUAUACAUAUAAAUAAUUACAAAUGUUAAUACAAUGUACAACAAUGCAAACAAAAAGAAAGAUAAAUCAAAGUUUCUCCGAUUAAAUUCUUCUCCUGUUUUUCUCAAAUAUCUAUUAAUUUUUUUUUCCAUCGAAGAGAUUGAAAUUCAAUAUAAUAAACAAGUGCAAUUGCAUCUGCUCGAGGCCAGGCUGUGGUCAAUUGAGAAGUGUAGAAUUUCAUACCUGGUCGAACGUCUGUCCUCCUUUUUUAACACCUCAAUGUUCGAAGCUUGUAAACGUGAUCUCAUUACCGAAGGUUUCUAGUCCGUAGUCUCGUUUCGGAUUUCGUUGCAUGAGGAUGGAGCGAUGGGCCGGAAAGGUAGCUGUGGUAACCGGCGCCAGUGCCGGGAUUGGUGCAGCAAUCGCACGAGAUUUCGUUAAACAAGGUAUGAUAGUGGCAGGCUUCGCGAGGAGAGUGGAGAAAAUUAAGGAAAUUGCUGAUAGUUUGAAGGAUUCCUCGGGAAAACUUUAUCCCGUGGAAUGCGAUGUUUCUAAGGAGGACAGCGUAGUCGCGGCUUUUGCAUGGGUAAAGGAUAAUCUCGGAUCAAUAAGCGUCCUUGUGAACAGCGCUGGUAUUACCAAGGAAUCCUCUCUCAUAGAUGGUACUUUGGAGGACUGGCAGUCAGUGUUCGACGUGAACGUCUUGGGACUUUGCCUCUGCACGCGCGAGGCUGUACGCAUAAUGCGUGAGACGGCAGCUGAAGAUGCCAUCGUGAUUCACGUGAACAGUUUGGCUGCCGAGAGAGUACCCUUUAUCCCGGGAUUCAGCGUAUAUCCGGCUUCAAAGCGUGCCAUCACUGGCCUCGCCAUGACCCUGCGACACGAGCUUGCGGGCACGCGUAUACGCGUUACUACCAUCAGCCCUGGCUUGGUCGCGACGGAAUUCAUGGCUUCCUACAGCAUGUUCUCACCGGAAGCGAUGGCGGUGGCGCCGGCUUUGAAUCCGGACGAUGUUGCAGCGGCGACAAUUUACGUGUUAUCUAAUCCUCCUCACGUUCUAGUAUGUCACAAAUACAAGAUGUUGUGCUGAGACCUUUGGGCGAAUCGUGGUAAUCAGUUUUCAAAGGGAUUAUAUAUUAUUAUAUUCAACCAACUACAUACAUAUAUAUAUAUACGAAACAUUAAAUGUAAUUAUUUAUUAUAUUUAAUGCAAUUAUUAUUAUAUUAUUAUUAUUAUAAAACAAUUGCGCUUUUUACAAGCUUUUCACAAAGUCAGCUAAAGAAAGCGACUUUAUUUACACCUCUCUUUUUAUUUCUUCUCCGAAUAAUGACGAUCUAUUUCUGCAUGUUAAAUCGAUCGAAAAGUUUGCUUGUGUUAAUAAGAAUUAAAUAAAUGUGUAAAAAAA